Molecule: messenger RNA, 950 nt
Organism: Mytilinidion resinicola
Lineage: Eukaryota; Fungi; Ascomycota; Dothideomycetes; Mytilinidiales; Mytilinidiaceae
Exons: 2
Coding region: 176-484 (102 amino acids)
Source: RefSeq, a predicted model, not a curated record
AGCACCUUGGAAGAACGUCAUACCCGCAUACCUUAUGAACCACAAACUACGUAGCCACCACUGUGGCACAUAAAGCCUCCCCACAGUCCUCCCCACACGCUCUCCACACUCCACGAAGUCCACUUCUACAACUUCACUCCACCAAAGCAACACCCAAUCAAACCAGCCCUCAAAUAUGUCGGGAAUCUUCCAGUCCCUCUCAGAUCUCGUCACCUCCCUGUUUGAGGUGAUUGGCUCCUUCUUCAAGACCUUCUUCGACCUCAUCUACGGUGUCUUCGCCAUGAUCGUGAACCUCUUUUCUGGCGCCAUUAAUCUGGUUCUUGACUUCUUCAAGGGAUUGGUCGAACUGACUGGCGGCGUUGUCGGAUUUGUCUUCGGAAACAUCCUCAUCAUCGGUGUCCUUGCCGUCGCCUUCUUCGGAUUCUUACAAUACCAGCGCAACCAGGGCCGUACUGUCAAGGUUGGAGACAAGAAGCUCAACUAGGCGACCAGCCAGCACAGGCCACGAGAAUCGAAUGGUGGUAGCUUUUCCAGUGUACGAUACGAUACGAUGCAAACUUGGCUCGACGAUGGAAGGGUGACGAGACAGCCCUGCGGGCAGGCUUCUAGCUAAAAUUGCGAUACCCCUUGAACAAUCAAACGGUCUUCAUCUAAAGGCUAUUAUACGAUCGAUAAAUCCACAUGAUCUUCCACAUUCGCUUCAUUUCUCUACAGUGUCUCACUACGAACAUCCGCACAUUUCCUCUACUCACUACUAUUGCUGCUGCUGCUGCUCCUAAUUCUCUCUCUCGGUAUUUGCUGAGAUGUGAAUGCGAUGGAAGUUGAGCGUUUCGAACAACUAGGAGACUCGUGUCGCCACCUCAAAAGAUUGGUGUACAUCUACUAGAAGUGGGGGUUGCUCGUCCUAUGAUUCUAGCAUUCCCUUAAAGCAGACAGACUAGAUAUUCUAC